This is a messenger RNA of Trichosurus vulpecula (common brushtail), 3942 nucleotides long. It is a transcript of the gene FBXL7, whose product is annotated as F-box and leucine rich repeat protein 7. The record is from RefSeq and is a predicted model, not a curated record. Gene Ontology annotation, biological process: SCF-dependent proteasomal ubiquitin-dependent protein catabolic process. Lineage: Eukaryota; Metazoa; Chordata; Mammalia; Diprotodontia; Phalangeridae. The transcript is spliced from 2 exons. Bases 10 to 1344 code for a protein of 444 amino acids. Gene Ontology annotation, molecular function: protein binding. Gene Ontology annotation, cellular component: SCF ubiquitin ligase complex.
GACCUGAGCAUGCGCACGCUCAGCACCCCCAGUCCAGCCCUAAUCUGUCCACAGAACUUGCAAGGCUUUCAGAAUGGAAGAGGUUCAUCCACCUCCUCUUCUUCCAUCACGGGGGAGACAGUGGCCAUGGUCCACUCUCCCCCUCCAACCCGCCUCACCCAUCCUCUCAUCCGGCUAGCUUCCAAACAGCAAAAAGAACAGGCCCACAUCGACCGCCUCCCAGACCACUCGAUGAUCCAGAUAUUUUCCUUCCUGCCCACCAACCAGCUGUGCCGCUGUGCUCGUGUAUGCCGUAGGUGGUACAACCUUGCUUGGGACCCCCGGCUCUGGAGGACUAUUCGUUUGACUGGUGAGACCAUCAAUGUGGACCGGGCCCUCAAAGUAUUAACCCGAAGGCUUUGUCAAGACACUCCUAAUGUAUGUCUCAUGUUGGAGACGGUAACUGUUAGUGGCUGCAGGCGGCUCACAGACAGAGGACUUUAUACCAUUGCCCAGUGCUGCCCAGAACUGAGGCGACUAGAAGUUUCAGGCUGUUACAACAUCUCCAACGAAGCUGUUUUUGAUGUGGUGUCCCUCUGUCCCAACCUGGAGCACCUGGAUGUGUCAGGAUGCUCUAAAGUCACUUGCAUCAGUCUGACACGGGAAGCCUCUAUCAAGCUGUCCCCUCUACAUGGCAAACAGAUUUCCAUCCGCUACUUGGAUAUGACAGACUGCUUUGUCCUGGAGGAUGAAGGUCUGCACACAAUCGCCGCCCAUUGCACCCAACUGACCCAUCUGUACCUGCGACGCUGUGUCCGCAUCACUGACGAGGGCCUCCGCUACCUGAUGAUCUACUGUGGCUCCAUCAAGGAGCUGAGUGUAAGUGACUGCCGUUUUGUCAGUGACUUUGGCCUGAGGGAGAUUGCCAAGCUGGAAUCUCGUCUGCGGUAUCUCAGCAUUGCCCACUGCGGCCGGGUCACAGAUGUGGGCAUCCGUUAUAUCGCCAAGUACUGCAGCAAACUGCGUUACCUCAAUGCGCGGGGCUGUGAGGGCAUCACGGACCAUGGUGUGGAAUACCUGGCCAAAAAUUGCACAAAACUCAAGUCUCUGGACAUUGGAAAGUGCCCUUUGGUUUCAGACACUGGCCUGGAAUGCCUGGCCCUUAACUGCUUCAAUCUGAAGCGCCUGAGCCUAAAGUCCUGUGAGAGCAUCACAGGGCAGGGCCUACAGAUCGUAGCCGCCAACUGCUUUGACCUGCAGAUGCUGAAUGUGCAGGACUGUGAGGUGUCCGUGGAGGCUUUACGGUUUGUGAAACGCCAUUGUAAGCGCUGUAUUAUAGAGCACACCAACCCUGCCUUCUUUUGAGUGGACAGCCUCUAUCUAUGAUCUCUUUUUAUAAAAAUCAAAAAGAAAGCAAAACAAACAACAAAAAUUUUUGUUUUUUUUUUUAACCAAAAAAAUGUUAAAGACAGUAUAUGUAAGCACAUGCCACUCUCAUUUGCAAUAGCUGUUUGUUCUUUGGGGGUUUUUUAUGCUUUGAAGCUCUUAGGAAUCAGCUUUUGAUUAUUGGUUAUGAUCUACAUGAGGUCAAAGAAAACAAAAAUAUGCCUGUUUCUAUUGUAGCUGUUACCUUCUUGUUUCUGUCUGGGUUAUUGUAGUAGCUUCCUUCAGAGGGCCUCAGCAGGCCAGUCAUAAUGCUACUGGGAAUCCCCAAGAAAGCACUAACCUGAUGUUCCCAAGAGUGCCUCCAUUUGGCCCAAAGGUCCAAACUCCACAUUUGUUUUGAAUGAAAUUUGUUCCUCAGUCCUACAAACUAAUGUGAACAGCAAACAGUCUUGGGAAAUGGAUCCGCAGCACUUUACGAAGUGCUUCCCAAACUUUUCUUUGCAGAUUAAUCACUCCUCACAAACACCCUAGCGUCCUGGGUCUCUAUGCUCAUGCCCGUUUUAGAAUAGUGGAAAUGAGAAAAUUGUGGUUUCAUUGUUGUUGUUUUAAUCCUAAUGUUAUUUUCCCUGAGUCACCCCAGAAAUCUUCCUCCUCUGAAUGUCUCACCUCUUCCUUAUGCACUAAGCCAUUCUAUCAGGCUACUCGAGGAAGGAUAUUCCAAGGUGCUGAUCUCACUGUCACAGUUUCCUAAUUGUCUCUUUCCCUCAUCUGAGCGAUCCCAGUGUGUGCUGCUGGAAUCUAUUUCAUAUCAUGCCCGUGCUCUAUGGUUUGUAAUGCUCUCUGAGCAUGAUUAACAGGCAGCACUAACAGAGAGGGUCUAUCUAUCUGAGGGUGAGAGUAGAGAAAUCAGUUCCUGACAGAUGCCGAGCUGAGAUCCUUUGGUCUCUCCUUGAUAUAAAAAAAGUCAUCUUUCCUGGGCCUUUGCUAAGAGAGGGAAAUACCCUUGCAAUUUUUAAUUAAGAAGUGAUGCCCAAAUGGGCACACCCUUUCACUCCACAAAGUAUUUUUUUCCUUUGCCUCAGUCCACAUGUGUCAGGCACAUCUGUACUCCAGCUGUGAGAGGACUAACCAGAUUUCCCUUUUGUCGUUCAGACUUCUGUUUUUCUUUUUCAUUUAUUUGCUCCUUUACGCACCCAGAUUUCAUUAUAUGUAUGAAGUCUUUUGGAGUUGGGCUCUUAAGUGUUUAAUUGCUCACAAUGUCACCUUGUGUGCAUGUUUCCAUAGCUAUGUGUAUAUUUCCCUUCAAAGGAUGGGUAGCCAACUUCCACAUUUGUAAUGGUGCGAUCUAUGAAAAUGGCAUACCAUCAAUAAGGUUUAGACUCUGGCCCACCAACCAUGUCAACCAUUCUCUGAAAAUAAAUGCAUACCUAUGCACACAUGAUUGCUGAACAGGAAGUUACAACUUUGUAGUGGAGUGGGUGUUUGCCAGUUCCAUUUGCAUAAAAUCAAUACGCCCUGGGGGAAAAAUUUCCAUUGCCUUUCCAUUUGAAGUUUAUUCUCUGAUUCCAACUAGCACAUGAGCUUCCAAAUGCUCCCUCAUAGCUCCCCACCCUUAAUCAUUCACUUCUGAAAACUCUUCUUCUACUUCCACCCAAAAGGUCUGGCAUCCAAAUCCAGGGCCUCUAGACCUCCAAGCCAAGCAUGCUGAAUAUGUUUUCAGAGUAGGCCUAUACCAUGAUUGACAACGGCUUCGAUUCAGAGGCCCCGGUACUGUGCAUGUGUUGGGAAGAAGGAGCUGAAGUAGGGAAUCAUCUGCCUGGUCUGGUUCUCAUAAUGAAACAGUAGCUUGCUUUCCAGACAACAUCAUUAGCAUCACUGAUGUAGCAUUCAAAGCCAUGUACUAAGAGGGGAAAAAUGCAUCAUCUGGCUGGAAAUAACACUAAGAAACAUUCACACAGCUUAUAAAUGUGUGCAAGACCUGAGGCAGCAUUCUACUUGCAAUUCAUGUCCCUUGACUAAGGUUUACUUGUGAGUCAUGGAGGAUGUUCAUUCUGGGUAAUGUGGUCUCCCAAGUGAGCUUCUUAAGAUUCCCUUACUUGAAUGAGUGAAAGCAUGAAAGAAGGGAGUAGACCCUCAUGUGCCAGAGACCAUUGGCUACUCUGUGGCUCACAUGAUUAAAAACCUAUGUUCUUGCCAUUUAAUAGUGUCAAAUCUACUGCUUUCUGCGUAUCCGACAAGGCCAACUCUUCACAAUGAGUAUACAACAUAUCUCUGCUUCAUCCAGUUUCUAACUUCUCCCCCAGACUUCUCUUCAUGAUGUUCCAUAGGGAGUUCAAGGAGUUAGUUUGGAUGUUUGGAGGAGGUAACUGGAAACUGGGUUCAGCAAGUUUUCAAGAGACCAAACAAAAGGCCUCUUUAACAAAUUUGACUGUUUAAAAAUGUUGCUUCCUUCCUGGCUAUGCUAAAUUGAAUGCUCUUCUUUAAAAAUCCUAAUGUUGGAAUCAUUGUGUGCUGUAUGAUUCUCUAGAAAGCCAUUGAUUUACUACCAUCAAGAAAUAAAGCAAUAUGUCAGUAAUC